GACAGUGUUAUAUGAUCGAUGUAGCUACGUAGUAUUCAAAUCGAAAAUGGGAUGUACUGUCGCUAGUGUACGAACAAUUUCGAUGAUAUAAUUAUGAAUGCAAUUACUCUGAUCGCUAUAUUAUACAUUGCUGAAUUAUGUUGCAGUACUUUAUUACCACCAACAGGAAAAAAUAAGAAAGAAAAAGGAAAGUUUCACGAUAAAUCGUAUAAAGGUCCGGUGGACCAAAAUGUUUUCCAAAGAAACUUGGUAGUGGAAAAUCCUAAACAACAGGAUAUUCUUCAAGAAUCUGGUCGAUAUUUUCAAAAUACUAAGCACAGAAGAUUUAAGGGAGAUGUCUUAGGAUAUUGUACACCCUGGAACAAAAAUGGUUUUGAGAUUUCAAAAACAUUUCAUGGCAAGUUUACAAUAGUAUCUCCUGUAUGGUUAGCUUUUUCUUUUGGUAACACUUCAACCUAUCAGUUAUCCACCCAUUCUGUCCAGACUAAAUGGAUAAAGGAAAUGAGAGCCAAUAACAAAGUUAAUCAUAUCGUAAAGCUUAUACCUAGAGUGUUAUUUGAACACUGGUCAGUUGACGACAUUAUUAAGAUAUACAUUAAUACGGAGAGUCAAACUCAAUUAAUAGUAUCUCUCUUAGAUGCUGCCAAGACUUUUCACUUCGACGGAUAUGUCUUAGAAAUAUGGAAUCAAUUUAUAUUUGCAGGUGCAAAUCUACCAAUUGUUACAUCUGUAGUCAAAUUCAUUGCACAAAAGUUAAAGAAACAUAAUUUAGAUAUUAUAUUAGCAAUACCACCAUCCAGAGGUGCACAAGUUGAAUUAUUUUCAAAGCAAGAGUUUGAUGAAUUAGCAUCAUAUGUAAACGCCUUUUCGCUUAUGACCUAUGAUUAUUCGAGUAUUCAAAGGCCAGGUCCAAAUAGUCCUCUCGAUUGGACCAGACAAUGUGUUGAAUUUUUAGCUCCAGAGAAAAACAAUCUUAGACGAUCUCAAAUUUUAUUAGGUAUUAAUUUCUAUGGUUACAAUUAUACACCAGAGGGUGGCAAGGCAAUUCUCGCCUCUGAAUAUUUGGAUAUAUUAAAGUCAUUUAAAGGAAAAAUUCAAUGGGAUAACAACAGCAAAGAGCAUUUCUUUGAAUCGAAAUUAGCUACAGGUAAUGGCUAUAUUUUCUACCCUACGUUAUAUUCAAUUAAGGCUCGAUUAGAACUUGCUAAUGAAUUGGGUACAGGAAUUUCGAUUUGGGAAUUAGGCCAAGGAUUGAAUUAUUUUUAUGACUUACUAUAAAUUGUUACAUAAUUUUUUAUUUUAUGUAAUAAAAAUUUUGUAAUACUUACAUGUAAGAUGCAUGUAUAAGAGAUAACAAAAAAAUAUAUUUC
Molecule: messenger RNA, 1370 nt
Organism: Trachymyrmex septentrionalis
Lineage: Eukaryota; Metazoa; Arthropoda; Insecta; Hymenoptera; Formicidae
Product: chitinase domain-containing protein 1
Exons: 8
Coding region: 94-1278 (394 amino acids)
Biological process (GO): carbohydrate metabolic process
Cellular component (GO): extracellular region
Molecular function (GO): chitin binding; oligosaccharide binding
Source: RefSeq, a predicted model, not a curated record